Parasteatoda tepidariorum (common house spider) is the source of this 1556-nucleotide messenger RNA. Its product is annotated as lysosomal acid phosphatase-like. Gene Ontology annotation, biological process: dephosphorylation. The record is from RefSeq and is a predicted model, not a curated record. NCBI's taxonomy places the organism in Eukaryota, Metazoa, Arthropoda, Arachnida, Araneae, Theridiidae. Gene Ontology annotation, molecular function: phosphatase activity.
AUGGCCGCCAACGUUGAAUCAAAACUCAUCAAAUUUCUGAAAGAAGGCAAAUUUGCGUUGCAGAUUGAUGAAUCAACUGUGAUAGAUAACAGAGCUGCUUUAGCUUACGUGAGAUUCAUAAAUGAGAGUAAGGAGAUUAACGAGGAAAUGUUGUUUACAAGAACUUUGUACACAGAUGCAAAAGGAUCGUCGAUUUUUAAAUUGGUCAAAGAUUAUUUUGAGGUAAAAGAAAUUCCCCUCACAAAUAUGGAUAAUGUCGAAAAAUGGGGAAAUGCUCCAGACAUCAAAUCAAAGGAUACUCAACCGCAAUUGAAAACAAUGAAUAUGGAUGCCAUGUUCAAUCAAAAUGUAGUUUUUGCAAUGUUAAUCACCCUGAUUAACGUUUCAUUUGCAGCUAACAAUAAAUACAAAUUGGAGUUCGUUCAGAUGAUGUAUCGCCAUGGUGACCGAGCUCCACAGGCGCUAUAUCCAACAGACCCUAAUUCAGCUUCUGAUUGGCCACUAGGCUUAGGAGGUCUGACUGCGCUUGGUAAAAGAGAGCAUUAUUUAUUAGGAAAACUUUUUCGAAAAAUGUAUGAGGGGUUUUUCACAACCAAACCAACAGAGGUUGAUGCUGUAAGCACGGAUAUCGACCGAUGCAUAAGUAGUGCUCAAGCUAAUUUUGCAUCAUUUUUCGCUCCCACUCCAGAAUGGAAGUUUUUAGAUGAUUUUGAUUGGCAGCCCAUACCUAUAACUACUGUUCCCAAUGCCUUAGAUAAAUAUUUAGGAUAUCCUGGUACCUGUCCCGCAUUUGAAAACGCUAUCGACAGAAUUUUCAACUCACCCUCCAAUAAAGCAUAUAACGCAAAACAUCAGAAAUUGUAUGAAUAUCUGACGAAAUAUACAGGAGCUGAAAUAAAUGAUUACCUUGGUGCCCGGAAAAUAUAUGACAUUUUAUUUAUUGAAAAAAAGUACAAUCUUACGAUUCCUAGUUGGGUUCCUCCAAUAUUUGACGAAUUGAAAGAUGUAGCGGCUAAUGCUUAUUCAUAUAUUUAUAGCUCAAAAGAAAUCCUACGUUUGAGAGCAGGUCCCAUUCUUGGACUCGUGAACAAAGUAUUCGAUGAUAAAAUGGAAGGUAAAGCCCCAGAAUUGAAAUUUCGAACAUAUUCAUCACAUGAUGUGAACAUUGGUGCAGUAUUAGCAGCUCUUGAUAAUCUUCCUAGAAAAAUUAUAAAUUAUUGUUCAACUCUUAUAUUUGAGCUGUACUCUGGUUCGAAAGGACAAUACUUCCUUCGACUUCUUCUCUUAAACACUCCAAAUAUUGACAAGUUCAAUCAGACACCCGAGGUUUUAAUUCUGCCUGGAUGUAAAGAGUACUGUCCCUACAAAAAGUACUUGAAGUUCACGAAUCCUUAUGCCCACACUGAUUAUGAGAAAGAAUGCGAUCGUGAUUCUACUGAAGAUGAUGCCAUCUCAUACGCGCUUUCUGUUUGAAACCCGAAGAUGAAAGUUGAGAAUCAUUCUUUCUGUUGUGAUAUGAACGACAGAAACAUCACUAAAACUAUGUACAAGUUUAA